GUGGUUUUGCUGGGGAUGGACAUUCUGUCGGCUCUGGUCAGCAGACUGCAGGAGCGGUUCAGGACGCAGGUUGGGACAGUUCUGCCGAGCCUGAUUGAUCGGUUAGGAGACGCCAAGGACCAAGUUCGAGACCAGGACCAGGCGCUGCUGCUGAAGGUCAUGGACCAGGCUGCCAACCCACAGUAUGUGUGGGAGCGAAUGAUGGGAGGCUUCAAGCAUAAGAACAACAGGACCAGAGAAGGACUCUGCCUUUGUCUCAUCUCCACCCUGAACGUGUUUGGAUCUCAGAGUCUGACGCUCAGUAAAAUCGUCCCUCACAUCUGUAACCUCCUCGGAGAUCCCACAAGUCAGGUGCGUGAUGGAGCCAUGAACUGCCUCGUAGAGAUCUACCGCCACGUCGGAGAGCGAGUGCGAAUGGACCUGGGAAAGAAGGGUCUGCCUCAGUCGCGGCUGAACGUCAUCUUCAGCAAAUUUGACGAAGUUCAAAGGUCAGGCAACAUGGUGCUGUCACCUGUGUCAGACAAAAACUUUGAGGACGAUGACUCGGUGGACGGCGGCCGCUCCUCGUCCUCGUCCAAAGGAGCCUCGUUGUCCGGUAGGAAGGCGGUGAGCAUGGGUUCAUUUCGGCGUCCCGCCUCCGCCUCCGGCGCCAAGUCUGCAGGGAGGGAUGGGCCUGGUGCUGGAGCUGUGGAUGAGGAGGACUUCAUCCAGGCCUUUGAGGAUGUUCCCACCGUGCAGAUCUACUCUAACCGAGAGGUGGAGGAGGCCAUGACGAAGAUACGAGAUGUGCUGUCAGACGAUAAGAAGGACUGGGAGCUCAGAGUGGCAGCUCUGAAGAAGGUGCGUUCGCUGAUCCUGGCCGGCGCAGCCGAGUUCGAUGGGUUUCUGCAGCAGCUGCGGCUCAUGGAGGCGGCGUUCAAACUGUCCGCCAAGGACCUCCGCUCUCAGGUGGUGAGAGAGGCCUGCAUCACUCUGGGCCACCUGUCGUUGGUGCUCGGCAGUCGGUUCGACCACGCGGCGGAGGCCACCAUGCCGAUCCUCCUCAACCUGGUCCCCAACAGUGCCAAAGUCAUGGCCACCUCCGGCAUGGCCGUCAUCCGCCUCAUCCUCAGACACACACACAACCCUCGUCUCAUCCCCAUCAUCACCAGCAACUGUACCUCCAAAUCUGUGGCAGUCAGAAGACGCUGCUUUGAGUUCUUGGACCUGAUGCUGCAGGAAUGGCAGGCGAGCUCUCUGGAGAGUCGACCGCUGUCUGUAAAAAACACCUUUGGAAGCAACACAACGAGAUCCAAAGCUGCCCCCACCAGGACGCCCGCCGCGGCCUCCUCUCCGGGCUCCCUCCAGCGUUCCCGCAGCGACGUGGACGUCAACGCGGCGGCCACCGCCACUGCCCGCACCAGGAUGCCCGCCGUGCCCUCCGCGGUGUCAUCAUCGGCUUCGCCUUUCAGCUCGGCCUCGGCCCUUCCCCCCGGAUCCUACGCUUCACUGGGUCGAGUACGAACCAGGAGGACGAGUUCAGGGAACGGUCCGACUGUGACAGACAGCCGUGGAAGAAGCCGAGGGAAAGUCGUCUCUCAGUCUCAACCCGGCAGCAGGUCCGGUUCUCCCGGCCGACUGCUGAGCUCCACCUACGGCAGGAUCCCGAGGCCGAACAUGGGCACCGCCGCCGCCGCCGCCACCAACAGCACCUCCGCCAGCCUGACCGACAAGACCCGACCCCGAGGUCACCGCAGCCAGGGCUGUAGCCGAGAGACCAGCCCCACCAGAUCAGGCACGGCCCGCAGCCGAAUCCCCCGGCCGAGCAUGAGUCAGGGCUGCAGCCGCGAAACCAGUCGCGAGAGCAGCCGCGACACCAGCCCCGCCAGGGGUUUCUCCCCCCUGGCGACUCGUCGACACUCCCGCUCAACCAGCGCCCUGUCCUCCGCAGAGUGCUACUCAGACCGGCUGUCCCAUCAGGCUCGGAUCUCGGCCUCCGUCAACGCCAUGAGAAUCCUCAACACCGGCACCGACGUCGAGGCUGCCGUUGCUGACGCUCUGCUCUUAGGAGACUCGAGGAGUAAGCGGAGGCCGGUCAGGCGGCGUUUCGAGUCUCCGGGAAUGUACUCAGACGACGACGCCAACAGCGACGCCUCCAGCGCCUGCUCUGAGCGUUCAUACAGCUCGCGCAACGGCGGCAUGGCGCCACACUAUCUGCGUCAGACGGAAGACGUGGCCGAGGUGCUGAACCACUGCGCCAGCGCCAACUGGUCUGAGAGGAAGGAGGGACUGCUGGGACUGCAGAACCUGCUCAAGAGCCAGAGGAUGCUCAGUCGUGUGGAGCUGAAGAGGCUUUGUGAGAUCUUCACCAGGAUGUUUGCAGACCCUCACAGCAAGAGAGUCUUCAGCAUGUUCCUGGAGACUCUGGUGGACUUCAUCACGCUGCACAGGGACGACCUUCAGGACUGGCUCUUCGUCCUGCUCACUCAGCUGCUGAAGAAGAUGGGGGCCGACCUGCUGGGCUCCGUCCAGGCCAAAGUCCAGAAGGCCCUGGAUGUUACCAGAGAGUCCUUCCCGUACGAGCAGCAGUUCAACAUCCUGAUGCGUUUCAUCGUGGAUCAGACGCAGACGCCCAACCUGAAGGUGAAGGUGGCCAUCCUGCGCUACAUCGAGGCAUUGGCCCGCCAGAUGGACCCGGCAGACUUCGUCAACUCCAGCGAGACGCGCCUCGCCGUCUCACGCAUCAUCACCUGGACCACCGAGCCCAAGAGCUCCGACGUCCGAAAGACCCUUCAUAACUGGGCAGGGGAGGAUUUCUCAGGCCGACCCAGCACCGUGGCCUCUCUGCCUGGAGAGGGCAACCUGGAGGAGAGGUGCAAGCAGGCGGCCCAGGUGGUGCUGAUCGCCCUGUUUGAGCUGAACACACCGGAGUUCACCAUGCUGCUGGGAGCUCUGCCCAAAACCUUCCAGGACGGACCACCAAGCCUGCCAAACACCUGUGAGAACGCCAGCCAACAGUCAUCGCAAUCCAGUUUUUAUCUACAGGCGUCUCCCAGUAGCACGUCGGGUCGGACGCCUCCUCGGCAGCCUGGCAGCCGCAGCAGCCCGCUGACCUCCCCCACCAACUGCUCCCAUGGGGGGCUCUCUCCCAGCCGGCUGUGGGGUUGGAGCGCAGACGGCCUCUCCAAGUUCCCUCCUCCACCCUUCCCCUCCCCUCUUCCUCCACCCGCUGCGCACUCCUCCCUCAAGGCAGUGCGGCGAGCUUACUCACCCAGCAUGCUUGAGUACGACAGCGAGAACCUGAACUCAGAGGAGAUCUACAGCUCUCUCCGGGGGGUCACCGAGGCCAUCCAGAACUUCAGCUUCCGCAGCCAGGAAGACUUGAUGGAGCCGCUGAGACGAGACGGCAAGAGGGACGGCAUGUCCGGAGUCGGGGCGUCAUCCGACGGCGACGUGGUGGGCGGACGCACAGCCUUGGACAACAAGACGUCGCUGCUGAACACGCCUUCGCCGCGCUCCUUUGCCGGCCCGCGCUUCCGAGACUACAACCCGUACAACUACACAGACAGCAUCAGCACGCUGGACAAAGCCGCCCUGAAGGAGGCGCUGUACGAGGACGCCGUGGAGCGAGACGGCAGCCGACAAGAAUGUGUCGAAAACAAGAUCAUGAACCCCAAAAGCUUCCCAGCAGGCCCCGCGGAGCAGCUGGAGCUGGUCGGGGGGCUGCUGAAGGAGCUCUCCCAGGGCCAGGCUGGGGAGCGGGGCCCCGAGGAGAGGCGGGGGACCCUGCUGGAGCUGCUGAAAGUGGCCCGAGAGGACAGCCUGGUGGUGUGGGAGGAACACUUCAAGACCAUGCUGCUGCUGCUGCUCGAGACACUGGGAGACAAAGACCACACGAUCCGGGCGCUGGCCCUGCGAGUCCUGAAGGAGAUCCUGAGGAACCAGCCGGCCCGCUUCAAGAACUACGCCGAGCUUACCAUCAUGAAGACGCUGGAGGCUCAUAAAGACUCGCACAAGGAGGUGGUGCGUGCGGCGGAGGAGGCGGCCUCCACGCUGGCGGGCUCCAUCCAGCCGGAGCAGUGCAUCAAGGUCCUCUGUCCCAUCGUGCAGACAGCGGACUACCCCAUCAACCUGGCCGCCAUCAAGAUGCAGACGAGGGCCAUCGAACGCAUCUCCAAGGAGCCGCUCCAUCAGCUGCUGUCUGACAUCAUACCCGGACUCCUGCAGGGCUACGACAACACUGAGAGCAGCGUGAGAAAGGCCAGCGUCUUCUGCCUGGUGGCCAUCUACUCUGUGAUCGGAGAGGAGCUGAAGCCGUACCUGGCUCAGCUGACCGGCAGCAAGAUGAAGCUGCUCAACCUGUACAUCAAGAGGGCCCAGACCUCCACCAGCAACAGCAGCAGCUCCUCCGACAUCUCCUCCUACUAACUCCCUCCGCACACACGUAGCUUUCGUCCUCUCCGUACCACAGAAACCAUUUUCAUUCCACCAGCCGUCAUCACGACCAGGAUCAUCUCGAUGUUCUUUGCAGGACCAGGCCAAGAACCUCAUCUUCCCAACCAGCUCCUGUUGUCAAAAUGAUUCAUUCCUUCAGCUGCUGAUGGAUCUUGAGGCGCUCAUGCUGUCGUGGCUCCAGUUUCCGGGCCUUCAUCUUGAAAGCUUAGCACAUUUCUGGGAGGUCAGGUGAUCCUGGCAGCUAAGACGUUUAAAAAAGAACCGCCAUGUUCUUCAUCCACUUUCACACUAGAGUCAUGAGCCUUAAAACUUUUAUCUUCCACUGGCGAACGAUGGAAACAAGUGAUAGUAGAAACCAUUUUUUAGAGGCUGUGUGCCUACUUUGUCCUCACUUCACCAUCUAGACCAUCUUCUUUCAUCGACCGUAGCUGAGGUGAUCCUGGUAAAUAAAUGAGUUAUCCUGACAUCGAGGCCGUCUUCUUAAACUGAAAGACCUGAGGUGAGUUAUCGUGGAAGAAAAAGAAAAAGAAGGGUUUUUGCGGUGUAACUUUCUUCCUCUCGGUGCAGGAGGAAACCUGUGGCUAUCAGUAUUUUUAUUCAUUUUUAGUAAUCCACUUCUUUGAACAAUGUUUUGCUUUGACACAUCAAACCUUAUUGUAUAUUGAAUGUAAAGAGCUUAAACAGGGUGUGGAUCUCCCCUGUGUUCCUCCCUCCUGAACUACUGCCUCAUUGUACCCGUCGGAUCAAUCUUAAAGGCGUUUGAACAUGUGCAUUUGAUGAAUUUUGAGCCGUACUGAGCAGUUAAAGAGAGUGACGCUAUAGUCUUUAAAAGGCUGAAUUUAAGGGUCCAUCUGAAGACGAAUAUGUCAAAAAUAAUCAGCUUUGAUUUAGAAGUUUGAGUGCAACAGCAGCACGUUGUUUCUUUUCUGCUGUUGCACUCAUUAAUUGAUAGUAAUAUGUGUUAGCUUUCAAAAAAAUGUGAAAUCCAAGUUCAUCUUAGUUUACAAUGAAGGAUCAUUUGGCUGGCCAAUGAUUUAAAGCACUACAGUGAUGGAAAACAACGUUGUUGUGGGCCCAACUACCAGCAGAAGAUACCAGUGUUGAUAUUUAAAUGUGCAGAAAUCAUAUUUACGGUGUGAAGAAGAGAAGAACUUAUUUUUUCCUGUGUAACACUUAUCAGUUCCCAUUUUAAAAAUCUAUAACAGAUAAAAUACUUUAUAAAAUCUUACUUCCUGUUUGUCAGAUCAAUAUAAAAUAAAGAUUUUGAUUUUUUUUCUACCUGGAUUGAAAGAAAUUAAACGACGUUUUUGCACAGGGUUUGCUUAACCCCUUUAACUAUUCAUAUUAUGCAUCAAAUCUCAUGUAUGUUGCCUUUAUGAGGCCUGAAAAAUAAUUUUUAUAUCAAAAUCAUGAUUUGAAAGAGCCAUGAUUUUAAUUAUAACUUGCAUAAUUAAUAGUUUAAUAGUUUGUCUUCACUUCCUUUCAAUAAUUAGUCAUUAUACAGCGUUAAUUUCCAAACACAAAAACACAACGAGGGCAUGCACUGGAUCAAGAAAUUAGUAUUAUGUCUGUAAUGUUGCUGGAAAUCAUUUCAAAACACGUGAUUCACACCCACUGGAUGUUUUUUAUGUACGUUACACUCAAAAGUUCCAGUUUAAAUGUAUUUAAUUAAAUCAUGGAACGUAUUUCCAUGUGAUUAAAUGGCUUUCUUUCGGGGUUAAUCAAUUAUGUUGGACAAAAUGUCAGACAAUCCCCUGAAGACCAAGUUUUGUUUUAUUUGGUCUGACUAGCAGUCAAAACCUCAAAGAUGUUGACUUUUCUAUCAGAAACUACAAGAGCUAGCAGAUUAAAAAUUUACUUCUGAAAGAAAACAUUAACGCUGAGCCCUGAUCGCGAUAUUCGUCCGAGAAAUAUAUAUAUAUAUAUUGUCCUAUAUAGCUGGCUUUUAUCCAUAUAGUCAUAGAAUUUGACUGGUAUUGUCACUGUCAUGCAGUUUCAGCAGUAAGAGAGGUGUUGUCUUAUAAUGGGACCAAACACAUUCACACAAUCUCUGGCUGUUAAAACUCAUAAAAUAAGCCUUUUUUGUACGGACUAGAUUUUGUAGUACUGUAAAGUUAGAUGAAUAAAUUUAAAGGAGCUGGCUGUGGGACAAAAAAGGUAGAAAAAGUUCAAAAUCUUUAAUUUACAUUUAUAUGAUGAACAUUGAUUACAAUGUCAAAUUAAAUUUACUUUCUUUUUCUAUUAUAGAUUUUUUUUUAAAUGGGAAGUUAAACUGUAGUUAAAAGUGUGUCAUGGACCUAAUUUGUCAUCUAUAUAUGUUUGAAAUCAUACAGCAGAUUUGUAACCAAUUUCAAAGACUGAAAGUACACAAAAUAACAAUAUAAUGAUUUUAGAAACAUAAAACCACUGAAGGACAGAAGUGAUAUUUGUCCUUCAGAGGGGUGUGAAACUGAAGGACCAGUUCUCUUUAAACUGGGAGCUUAUUGGUUUUGAUGUCUGCUGUCUUACAGGCUUGGGAAUCCACAAGCUGUCAAGUCAAGACUACUGUGAUUUGUUGAGUUUCAUUCCAAAAUUUUGAAAUGUAUACGUUAUAUUACACUAAAAAAGUAACCUAAAGGUCAAGAUUGAGGUCAAAUGUCUCAAAGUUAGUGUCAGUAUUUUAAUUUAUGGCAGUUUUUUUGGCAGUGAACUGAUGAUCAGUGGUUUAUUAUUCAGUUAUGCUGAUGAUGACAAACUGUUCACUAUGUAUUCUUGUUUUAAAGAGACGGUUUUGGGAAGAAACUCAUCUGUAUCAGUUGUUCCUAAAUUGAAUGUAAGUCACUUUUUGGACUUCGACCUUUAAAAUGUGAAAUGUUUUAGCAAAAAAAGAAAGGAAAAAAAAAAAGGCCUAAAUCUGACAGAAAGAUUGACAGAUGCUACUAAAGCAAGCGACAAUGCUAAUUGAUGACUCGUAAAGUGCCAGCGUUAUGAAAGUCCCGAAAAUGAAAUGAAAAUGAACAAAGUAUGAAAGAGAGUGUUUGACCUUUGGACAUUAGCAAUAAACUCUUGAGAAAUCCAGUUCGGAUUUUCACGUCAAAGCACUGUAAAUUUUCAUUGUGUUCCUCCUUUGAGACGCUCUCGCUGGUCAAUGUACAGAAGUCUUUUUUUUUUUUUUAAGUAUAUUACAAUAAAAUGUUACUGCUGCUUAUUAUAAUACUAACAAACAUGCCUAAUAACUCCAGCAUAUGUACUGUAUCUCCACAGAAAAGGUUUAGGUACAGCUAUGAUGAUUUAGAACAAAACUUACUGACUGAACACUUUAAUUUUUAAAUCCUCCGACCGGUUGAACGUUCCUGGUGCUAAACUCCGCCCGUCUGGCGCACAAGGCAACUUCAAACACACGCUACAGAGGAGGUUUAAGUCCCGUUGAAGGUUGACAUUUUGGGAAAUACUCUACUGUGCUUUCUUGCCGAGUGUUAAGUGAAAAGAUUGAUACCACGGUAGAUGUGAAGCUAGUUUGCUUAGCGUCGGGAACAGGUAGCCUGGUUCCGUCCAAAAGACCCUGUAGACAGCCAAGACAUCUAAUUUGAUUCAUCACAAAAUGUGUGAUAAAGGAUGACAACUUAAAUUUAGUUUUAUUAAAUGUUUUUAGCAUUUAUAAGUAAUAUAUAAACAGCAGGUGUUAUAUUCAGAGUGUAUAUAUAUAUAUAUAUAUAUAUAUAUACGAAAUUCACUAGAGCGAUAUCUCAGACCAAAUAAAUGUGACAGAAAUACCAAGAAGUCACCAAAACAGUCUUUGUUAGUCUUUCCAACAAUCACUAAAGCUGAUAAAGUCAAAAUAAAUCCUUAAUUUAUCAGAAACCUCACCAGACUCAAUAGACAAAAUUGCUAAUUCUACCUCUCAAAUCAAUGUAACAUGAUUCAAAUAGGACAGAAACCAAAUAAACAGCGCUGAGCGGCUGCUGGCUUUAUUAAGUGGUAUCAAUCUGAACAUCGACUCUCCUGUAAGUUAACAAAUUGAAGUCAUUCUUUAAUGUGAGCCCAGAAAGUGGAGGAUGCUGUUACUGAAGGCCUUAUUUUAUCUCUUCAGAUACUCUGUUGGACUGUUAAAUGUACUGUACCAGUGCCCGUUGUCACUUUUCUCUCUCAGUUGGGAGAAUUGGACAAUUUGAUCAGCUUACUUUUUGUUUUGUUUUUAACAUUCUGGACUGAAUGUUUCCUCCAGAACCAGUGAAGUGUGAUCCAGUGUUAGCCUGCUGCGCUUCAUGUCCCUUUACUUUUGUACAGCGUGUAAAACCUCUAAACUACGUCCGCAUGCGCACUCCACAGCAACCGUGGGAUGUUUUUAUCCGCCUGCGUUGCUGUCAGAUUAAAUGUAUUUGAGUAAAAAGCAGCAACCACUAACGGACAUUUAAAAGCAUACUUUUUGAUUUUAAUGAAUGUGUGCCUUUGGGUGAAGAUUCCUGGCCUGGUUGUCCCGUACGAUACUAACCCGUACUAACACUACACGACGCUGCUUCUUAAGGUGGACUGACAUGAUAAUGUGAGAGCAAUGAAGAGAUGCAGUGCUGUAAAUAAGCUUCAGUCACGAUGCAUGGCUCCCGUUUUAGUUUUAUUUUCCUGUGUAUGACUGUAUAUAUUUACAUGUUUGGUUCUCUUUCACCUGUGAUAGAACUUGAAAUAAACUAUCAGACUUCU
Molecule: messenger RNA, 9111 nt
Organism: Morone saxatilis (striped sea-bass)
Lineage: Eukaryota; Metazoa; Chordata; Actinopteri; Moronidae
Product: CLIP-associating protein 1-like
Biological process (GO): mitotic spindle assembly
Cellular component (GO): cytoplasmic microtubule; spindle microtubule; mitotic spindle
Molecular function (GO): kinetochore binding; microtubule binding
Source: RefSeq, a predicted model, not a curated record